Molecule: messenger RNA, 153 nt
Organism: Cyphellophora attinorum
Lineage: Eukaryota; Fungi; Ascomycota; Eurotiomycetes; Chaetothyriales; Cyphellophoraceae
Exons: 2
Source: RefSeq, a predicted model, not a curated record
AUGAUGGACUCAGACGAUGACGAUAUCUACCCGACCAACGAACCAGUCGCCGACCGCCAGGCAAUCAAGACCGAGCCAGACCUAGACGAAGAGGCUGAGGAGGGCGAGGACGACAGCGAUGAAGACAUUAACUUCAUAACAGACGCCAAAGAA